AGCAAGUAAAGUUACUUUAACUCUCUGGGCUUAUAAAGCCUUACUUUUGUAAUUGGCAAGCAUAUCAUAACUAUGUUUCCUAAUAAGUUAGAUGCAGACGUUUUACUUUUCUGCUAAUGUGACUGAUUUCUGCAAUAUUAACAGGUGUUCGUUUUUUGUUUUGUUUUUCCUGCAUAAAUAUUUAAUAACAAUGAAAAUAUUAGAGAAAAUGGCUGAAAUAUUUCAUGGCAUUACUUUGUCGUCAGAUAAUUAGCUUUGGGUGUUGUAUCUUAGUUGCAACAAAUUAGGUCACUGGCUAAAGUCACCUAAUGCAAUUGGAGAAUAUUGAUCGAGCAAUGCUACAACAUAGAUGCGAUAGCACUUCAAGAUUUUCCCCUUUCAGACAUGUUUGACUGUUGACCAAAACGUUCCUGUACAAAGAACGUGAAAGUAAAACACACAAAAAAAUCAAAUCAAAAUGAUUUCUUCUAACAUGAUGUCUUUUAUGAAGAAGAUCGUGAAGACUUCUGAAAAUGAGGACGGAGCAACUUCAGGUCCUAUCAAUAAGCUGAAGCAGACGUUUACAACGGGACUUCAGGAAAUCUCAUUAACUCGUGAUCGAACUGCUCCCAGCAAAGCAGGUAAAACAGCAACGCCUCGUCUAACGGACAAAGAGCGCUCACUUCUUCGAAUGGUUUGGGAAAAGGAUGAUCACAUAGAACAGGAACCUCGUAAAGCAAGUUUACCAAGGCCAGUAGAGACCGUGACUCAAAGGAUUACAUCAGGAGAUAGUUGUCGAAUAUGUCGAAAGAAUAUUUCUUCUGAUGAGCAGAGCAGGAAAUGUGACGAAUGCGGUCAGUAUGUAUGUGAAGAUUGUGCUUCUUACUCCAGAGACCCAAAUGACUCCUCUCAAGAAUGGAAAUGUAGCUUCUGCAGAAGAAGGCAGGGUCAAGAUCGAUUAGGGUUAGAACCUCCACCAGGGUCAGGCAUGCAUCGAGUGCCAUCAGUUCGUCGAAUGGCACAAAAGGCAAGGAAGGAAAGCCCAGAAAGUUCAUUCUCGACUCUUGAUGCAGGCAGCGACCUUGACGUUUUGCAACCAUCAGAUGGAAGAAAUGGUGCUAAAUACCGUUCACUAAAGGAUGAAAAGGUGCCAUCCUUCAGUGUUAUCCCUAAGAAUUUUAAAGACUUAAACAUAGGUGUAGCGAAUGAAAUAACAAGUAAAGAAAGAUUAAGGGUACAAAAGCUACACGUGACAGGAGACAAUCAUGUGAAACAGAGUUCUUCCAGAAGAAAAGGAUGUAGACCACCUGUAGAAAGACAGAAAUCCAUUGAAGUUCCAAAAGAGAACAAAAAAAAGGGAAACGUUUUAGCUACUUCAAAAGAAUAUUUUUCAAGGCCCUCAUCUCCAGAUAAACGGUUCAGAGAGCGAUAUCUUUCAUCUGAAACUUUAAGUGAUCGUCGUUCCUCAUCAGAGUCCACGAAGGAUGCAAUUAGAUCAAAGUUGUUGUCCUUUCAAAUUGUUCCUCGAACAGUGAAACCUAGUGGAUCCGAUCGUAUAACACAUCCGUCACAUACGAACCAUAUUCGGCAGUCCAGACUUUCUUCUGCUUCCGAGAGUUCUUUGGAAGAGCGUUAUAUUAGAGAAGAGCAGGAACGUAGGCGAAGAAGUAGACAUAAACGUCGGUCGAAAUUCCAGCGACAGAAAUAUUACGUUGAAGAACCAGAUUCGGAUCCAAUUUAUUAUAGAGACGACUACUUGCCAAAAGCAAAUAUGACAACUUCGCUGGAAUCAAGCAGCGCUCUUGAGAGCCUUGAGAAGGACCUAGACAACGUCUCGAAACGUUGCCAUAAUUUGGGAGUACCGAAACCUACAGAAAACCAACUUCGACAUAUUGUAUCUGAAACGGCUCUGUACAUACGGAGAUUCAGUUCUGAAAGCUCCGAUGCGAGCGAUGUCAGUGGAGAUAUAUCUACACACAGUGAUCGGAGCGGUUGCAGUGUGACUCACGAGGGUUAUCAUAAUGGAGGAAAACUUGCAGUUCGCAGUAUUAGAGUUAAACGGAAAGAUAUUAAACAUCAUAGGAGUACACCUUUCUCAAAAGGCGGUUCUUUCAGUCCAACAGGAACAGUGGAUAGUUCUCCAUCCCCAGAUGAUCAUUCAAAUCUUUCUACAGAUAAAUCAUGUUCAAUAGACGAUGGAGAUAUUUUCAACGUAUCGUCCCCAGGCAUUAGAAGAAGUAUUCCUUCUGUACUGGUAGACUCAGUCGUAGACCAUGAGAGGUCUCUUUUUACAACUGGUCUAUAUGUCAAAGAUGGUCCCUUUCCAAGAAGAAACAGUACCGGAAGAACUCUUCCUCAGCUCCCUGCACCGGAAAACCAGCUUGGUCUGCAUCCUUCGUCACAAAGUAAAACCCGCAGUACUCAUUCUCUUGAUCUGCCCAGAGAAGAAACUGGAUGGACAGAAAGAAGAGCGUCAGCUCCUGAGGGAGAAAACAUCAAAAUCAUAAUUGAUGACGUAGAUUCUGACCAAAAUGGUACAUGUACUAAGACAUCUCGAAGAGAGAUUUUGCAAUCAGUAAGACUCCAUCGUGAUCCAAACGAACCAGUCAGGGGAUUUGGCAUAAGGGUAAAAGGAGGGAAGUUCUCUGAAGAUGGACACUUACAUGCUUAUGUCGCUUCGAUUGUUGCUGGUGGAUCAGCAGAAAAGAAAGGUCUCGACCAAGGAGACCGUAUACACGAGUGGAAUGGAAUCUCACUAGUAGACAAGACAUAUGAAGAAGUAACGGCUAUUAUCGAGCGAUCCAGUGAUACAGCUGAACUAGUAUUUGAAAAAACAUCGUGGAACAGGAACCCGAGCGAUCAUCAAGAAGGCGUUGCGAAUCCUCGUCUAAAACAUGCAACUUCAAGUCUUAUUCUGAGAACAGAUCACGAAAUCGAGGCAGAGUGUCAAUCCACAUCUCCAACUAGAAGAAAGUUACCUAAAACUCCCGAUGAAUUUACGCGUACUAGUUAUAUCCAGGGGGAUAUUGAAGUACAGAUCUGGUUUGAUCAGACUCAGAGUAAUCUAGUCAUUACGCUCCUUUCUGCCAGAGGUCUACGAUGUAGAAAGUCUUCUUCUGGUAAAUUACCUUGUGCCUAUGCAAAGCUCCGAUUGAUGCCUAACUCGGGGUUUAAUGCGAUGAAAACUCAUGUGGCAGAACCAACCAGAAGCCCAGAGUGGAAUAAAACAUUUAUAUUUCCAUCAGUUUCUUCCGAAGAGUUACUUGAUAAGUCACUAGAAAUUACAGUAUGGGACCAGAGCCCAUCCGGAAGCAAGACGUUUUUGGGAGAAACCCAGAUUCCAUUACGACGGGCAGACUUACAAGAUUGUCCCAAGUGGUACCUUUUAACUUUACAUCAGAUGGCGCCAGCUCACCAGAUCAUGCUGGGCAGUAAUACAGCAUAUGAUACUGCUCAGAGAGUAUCACAACGUUCAGGCCAAAAUGAAACUGUUUCUACCCAUUCUUAUUUUGAUGACAAAGAUUAUCGUGAUAAAGGAGAAGAAAGUGCAGUGAAAAGCUUACCCUUGAAUUCAGCAUUUUUUCGUCGUGAAGAUACAGGCUACCAAGUGCAACGGAUGUCACAAUAUAGUAGGACGAGUAUGAUCCUAGCGCCAUUAUGCAGCGAUUCGAAAUAUAUCAACAAGAAAACAUCUUCAGGCCUUCACUCCCAGGAUAGUUUACCAG
Molecule: messenger RNA, 3704 nt
Organism: Limulus polyphemus (Atlantic horseshoe crab)
Lineage: Eukaryota; Metazoa; Arthropoda; Merostomata; Xiphosura; Limulidae
Exons: 16
Biological process (GO): calcium ion-regulated exocytosis of neurotransmitter; regulation of synaptic plasticity; positive regulation of synaptic transmission
Cellular component (GO): presynaptic membrane; cytoskeleton of presynaptic active zone
Molecular function (GO): transmembrane transporter binding; small GTPase binding
Source: RefSeq, a predicted model, not a curated record